AUGGGCGAGGUGGCAGCGGCAAUAGACAGCAGCUUCGUGGUGUCGACAGGAGACAACUUCUAUGACGAUGGGCUGCAGGACAUCAAUGAUCCCAACUUCGCCUCCUCCUUCUCUGAGAUCUACCAGGCGCCCAGCCUGCAGACACAGUGGUACGCAGUGCUGGGGAACCACGACUACCACCGCAACCCCGAUGCGGAGACGGACCCGGCGCUGAGGCGGAGGGACCCACGGUGGCGCUGUGAGAAGACCUACACCGUCGUGCGCGACACCUGCCCCAAGUUCCGCUACUUCGAGUGCAACCCGCUGCUGCAGCUGUUUUUCAUCGACACGUCUCCAUUGGUGGCGGGGUACUGGCACGGCAAGCCACACGAGUUUGAGAAGCUCAACUUCACAGGCCUCCCAGACGCCUCCCUCACCCUGCACUACCAGCUCACGUUGCUGCGUGCAGCGCUGGAAUCAUCAACUGCCACGUGGAAGGUGGUGGUUGGCCAUCAUCCCAUCCACAGCACAGGCAGCCACGGCAACACGCCUGAGCUGAUCAAGUUCCUCUACCCGCUUCUCAAGCGCUACAACGUGGACAUAUACAUGAACGGCCACGACCACAACCUGGAGCUUUACAAGGACGUCAACAGUGGUAUGUUCUUUGUCACAAGCGGGGGUGGAUCUAAGGCUUUCCCCCGCCUGUCAGCACAUUGCCGUGGUGCGGCGUCCCCCUAG
This is a messenger RNA of Closterium sp. Naga37s-1, 717 nucleotides long. The record is from the annotation of a GenBank genome assembly. NCBI's taxonomy places the organism in Eukaryota, Viridiplantae, Streptophyta, Zygnematophyceae, Desmidiales, Closteriaceae.